CGCGACGGGACAACGGGACGCUCGUACCUCGGAUGGUCCGAGUUCGUUUACCUGGGUGCGUGCGCUUCUUUAUAAGUAUACGGUACGGGGAUGCCGCCACAACGACAGUCGGUUCGGAGACCGCAUUCCAAGUCUCGAACUGGCUGUCGAGUCUGCAAGUCCAGGAGAGUAAAAUGUGACGAGACAAGACCGUCUUGUCGAAGGUGUCAAACUCAUGGAGUGCAAUGCGACUUUCUCCUCGAGACAGACACGAGGCCUGCAGCGCACUACAAUCGAGAUGCGCUCUCUAUACACCAACUGACUUCCCCAUCUGUAGCCUCAACACCCGAGGCAUCCCAAAGCUCCACGACAUGGUUUACUAUUUCCGAACUGGAACUGUUCCAUCACUUUAUUACCUCAACUAGCAUGACUUUGUCCAGCGAUCCAAUCGCUCGUAACUUUUGGCGAGUCAAUGUGCCUCAAUUAGGGUUUUCACAUCCAUUUCUGCUCAAGGCUGUCUUUUCGAUAGCUGCUCUGCAUCUCGCCCGGUUGCGGCCGCAACAAAGGGACAGUCUAGUUGAACAGUCCUUGAUGUAUUAUAAUGCUGCGUCUUCAACCGCAUUGCCAUUAAUACCAAAUGCUACCGGCGAGAGUUUCCCGCCGAUUUUCCAUUUCAGCGUUCUUACGACUAUUAUCACCUUUGCCAGACCUCGAACUCCUGAUAAUCUUCUCUUAGUCUCCAAUGAUAUUCUCCCAGACUGGCUGCUUGUCACUCGCGGCGUUCGGAUAUUACUUCAGUCCGAGGGAGACGCCGUUUUAUCCAUGUCUAGCCUAGAUGCGCUGUUCUACAUGGGUAUGCAACUUUCGAACCAGUGGGAGAAUGAGAGCGAGGAGCAUGAGAGUCUGAAUGAGUUAGAGAAUAAUAUCCGAAGUUAUUCGCAGCCACAUAAAGUGGCCGAUCUCUGUUAUGGAAUAUCGACAUUAAAGCGCUGUUUUAACCUCUUCUUCAAGACCGGGCUCUCUGAAGAAGAACGAAUGAGAAGUGCGCUCAUGUGGCUAGUCAGAGUCCCUGACCCAUUUGUUGAGCUGCUCAAAAGCCAUGAUAGCGAGGCAUUAUGCGUACUGGCGUUCUUCUGUGUGCUCUUGAAUCGGAUGGAGCAUCUAUGGUGGGUUGAGGGGUGGGCAUUUCACUUGAUCGAGCGAAUAUACUCCACGCUAGACAGUAGGCACCGCCUUUGGAUCCGGUGGCCACUCGAAGAGAUUGGCUGGGCUCCUUAAUUGGCUUACAUUGUUCGCGCAUGCUACGUGGGUGUCAGAAUUGGCGUUGAGAGAAUCAUGGUUCUAUAUUGCUGCAAGACCACGACACAUGGCGACACUGACGUAAUCUGAUAUUUGUUAAUUGUUGGAUAUCAUGCUACACAUCGGAAUGAAUAUAAUUGCCUCUCAUGGGAAUACCUGAUGAAGACAAGGGAAUGUGGUUUGGUAGGUCUC
Xylaria bambusicola is the source of this 1470-nucleotide messenger RNA. RefSeq lists its product as uncharacterized. The record is from RefSeq and is a predicted model, not a curated record. Gene Ontology annotation, biological process: regulation of transcription by RNA polymerase II. The coding region runs from base 91 to 1257 and encodes 388 amino acids. Gene Ontology annotation, molecular function: zinc ion binding; DNA-binding transcription activator activity, RNA polymerase II-specific. The transcript is spliced from 4 exons. Lineage: Eukaryota; Fungi; Ascomycota; Sordariomycetes; Xylariales; Xylariaceae.